This is a messenger RNA of Suillus discolor, 928 nucleotides long. RefSeq lists its product as uncharacterized. Bases 80 to 817 code for a protein of 245 amino acids. NCBI's taxonomy places the organism in Eukaryota, Fungi, Basidiomycota, Agaricomycetes, Boletales, Suillaceae. The record is from RefSeq and is a predicted model, not a curated record. The transcript has a single exon.
AUCCCAUUCACACGAACUAUCCAUCCCCUCGGUUGUAGUAUCCUCAAACACACCCACAUCCCUUGGUCCAACCUCAGAUAUGUGCCCCAUGACUAUUUCAUCAUCUCGUCCUCAAUAUGUACCCCCGCAAUACCUUUAUGCUGACUGGUUACCACAAUCUACCCCACCAGACCUGUCCCCUUCUCUUGCUAAAUCACCUCCGAAUGCGUAUUCUCCCGCCAAAGGCCACACUAUGUUCGAACAGCUAAAGGAACACAGCGUGGUGUGGGAGCAGACCCUUGAUGUUAUGGUGCAGAUGGGUAUUACUAGGGAAACUAACGGUCCACUCGACAACAACAUCUUCCGAACACGACCACGCACUCUCAACCUCUAUGCAAACAAAAACUUAUCCUCGUCCUCUGUAUCUACCAUCUCGACCCACUUGGACACGAACCAACUCCCCAACACUCGUGGUAUCCGCAGGACAGAGAAGCUUGUUGAAGCGCUGUUUAAUCCUGUACCUGUCACAUCUCCAGGACAACUCACCCCCUUCACAUAUCUCCACGAGCCUUCUGCACAGUUGCAUGACCACUUUCGAGAACCUGUUGCAGAAGACAGGUACAUCCAAGUUUAUGGGGAGGGCGAGGAUGAAGCAAGACUUGCAGACGAAUCUCUAUAUUCGAAUUCGACUUCUGUGGACCUGAACCACCCUAUUCCAGCGCGCUUGGACUUGGAGAGUGAUUAUCAGAGUGUGCAUUUGAGGUGGACUAGCUCAUUACGUGCACCAUCUGUGAAGAGUAUGGCUGCGAGGUCAAUCGUGAUGAUGGAGUGGGGGUGAGCACUGCUGUGUCAAAUAUGACUAUUAUGAAGAAGUGCAUGUGGUGGCGGAAGGUGUUCUGUGCGGGGGCUGCAUUAUGAUCGUAAAGGUCUUUCUUUUUCCUACGUCUAC